Messenger RNA from Mycena citricolor, 2883 nucleotides. NCBI's taxonomy places the organism in Eukaryota, Fungi, Basidiomycota, Agaricomycetes, Agaricales, Mycenaceae. The record is from the annotation of a GenBank genome assembly.
AUCGCUAUACCCCGUCUCUUUCCUUCUCCUCCUUCCGUGUCCCGUCGUGUCGCGUCUCUCUCUUCGGUCCCCACAUGCGUCGCUGUCGCAGACUUUGGCUCAGCCUUUUGUGGGUCCCGGGUGGGCGUGCGUUCGACCAGUCGAGACCGAUCUUCCAGUGGGGCUUCACGCAGACGUCCCAGCAGGCCCUCUCUAGCUCCCUGCCCUCAUGUCACACGUUCCCGAUCGUUGUUACGCCGCUACAGACCGCCGGUGUACCUCCAUUCUACAUGAUGGCGUUUGCCGUUGGCGGCGCCCCCGUCACGUCCCUCAUUGGCUCGAACCCGCGUGCCCUCGAGUGGACUGUCCAACAUUCCAUCGGUUCGGAACUUCUCUUGCAGGUCGUGGACUCGCAGGGGACGUCAGGAGGAGUGGAUAACCGGCUCUACACAGUCAUUGGCAACGCAGCGGGUACCUCGACUCAAUGUGUCCCCACCCCAACGUCCGACUUUAUCGUCUCUUCGAAUGUGACCUCGGUGUUAGAAACCUGCCAACCGUGGGGACUAUCGAUUCAAGGGGGCACGCCACCGUACAAUGUUACACUGGCAGCUCUGAACGCACCCGAGGUGACGAAUGUUACGCUUGGCGCGGACGAUGACCUUUUCACGUACAUCAACCGCGCAGAGUCAGGAACCCGCAUGAUAGCUGCCGUGAGCGACCUGUCUGGCCGAUGGGCGAGCGGCAGUCCGUUUAUCUCGACGCAAGGCUCUUCGAACGUCACCUGCCCCGGCCUGGAGAGCACGAGCUCGAUGGGGAACAACACGAUGUCGCUCUUCACGCCAACCGCAGCCCCUCCCGUGAACACGCACCCAUCGUCACCGGCCGACGAAGUGACGAAAAUACAAGUCGGGCUGAUCGCCGGCGCGACCGGCGCAGUGAUCCUUCUCCUCUUCGCGCUGGCCACCUUUUUCGCGCGCCGGCGGUACAUCAAGCGACGGCAGCUGCGCGAGUCGAUCAUGGGUGUGCGCCCGUUUCUUGACCACGGGCCCGCCUCUAUCACGACGUCGUCCGAGCAGUCGCGCAUGAGCUGGUACUUUGGCGGCUCCUCGACCGGCGGUGGCCCGGAGUCCGACGUGGUGAUGCCCGCCAGCCCCGGGCCGAAGAGCCCUGGAAUCAGCGAUCCGGGCGCGGCUCUGGUGCCCAUGCGACGCGUGCGAUCGACCGAGCGGAUCCAGCUGGGACCGGCGAGGCAGGUCGUGCGGGAGCUCCCCCCACCUUACGUGGAUCGGACGGCGCUUGCGAUGCCCUGGGACUACGAGCUGAAGAUGAUGGUCGAGCGCCCUGGAUACCGCGCACCGCGGCACGUAACCGAUUCGGAGGACGGGCUGAUCGAUGCGGCCGCGCUCGCGCUCAUGUACCAGAUGAUCGCGGAUGGAUACGCUGCAUCCCGCGGCGUGUGGGCGGAGAACCACGCGAAUCAGGCGCGGCAGGGUAUGCCGGGCUAUGAGCGGCUCGAGUGCGGUCCCAAUGGCGCGCAGAAGAAUGUGGAAGCGUGGCUGGUGGAGUCUGGGCUCUUGCCUGUGCAGGAGAUUGGGGAGCCGGAACUAGCGGAUAGCGAACCGGACAUCCUGCCCUCGACACCAACAAGGAAGCGCCGGCCCUGGCUGCGCUCCAGGGCGUCAUCGUCGUCGUCUACUCCAGCCUCUUCUUCAGUGCCGACGCCGCCAGCAGUCGCCUCCCCGCGCAAACGCGUCCUGUCCGUAUUCCAGAGGAAGUCUCCCGUCAAGACGCGCAGACGAUCUCAAACGCUGCCCGCCGACUCUUCGCCCCCCUUCACUCCCCCACCGCCGCUGCGAUGCCGAUCCGCAUCCGCAUCCGUAGAGUGCUUGCCAUUCAGCUCUGCGGAACCCGGCGACUCGAUGCUGACGACCGCGUACAAACGGGCGGUGCAUCUGGGCGCGAUUACGGACGAGGAUGUGGCUGCCAUCGCACAUCGACAUCGCGGCGUGCCAGAUGAGACUGGCCUGGAGUCGUCGGCCCCGGUCCCGAUUGUGCCGAAACCCGUCCCGGUGGAGAAUCCUGCGUCGUUUCGGUGGCAGUUCCCUGAACUGGUGAAACCUACGGGGGUCGAAGUGGUGACUGUUCCUCCCGAGUCAGUGCCCCCCUCCCCGAUUCCACCCGCUCGGUGGUAUCACAUCGCCCUGAUUCUCCUGGCGCUGUACUUCACGCUCAUCCUGGUGCCGGCGGUUCUCUUCGUGCGGGUCGCUUGGCGGCUGCUGCUCGGCGUCUUUCUCGUCCAUUAUCUGUUGGUCUGGGCCGUGGGCCCGGAUUCUGGUUUCUGAUCGGACGAAAUGCACUGGACUUGUUUAUAUUGUACAUAUAUUGCACACAUACUCUGUAGCUAUACUGUCAUGUCUCUGUACUCUCCAUAACAACAACUGGACAGAUCCUCAAUAUGGGGGUGGUGCCUCGGAGUCGCGGUAAGCGCUGUGGGAAUGUGGAUCUCUGCUUCCAGCCUCACUGCCGGCGGUGGGACUGGUCGUCGACGGAUGCACAGGCGCGGCAAGCGCAGAGUCGGGUGCCAGACUCGCUGCAGUCGGCUGCGUCCAGCCGACAUCCACUGUUUGUGUUGUUUCUCAGAGGAAGGGAAGCCCAGAUAGCUGUGCGACUCACACGUCUUGCCCGUGCCGUCAGAGUUUGCGUGCUCGGUUGCAGGUGCGGUAGAGCUCAGGGCCUGCGGCGUGAGCGAGAACGGACGGGCUGUGCGCAUGGAGAGUGCUGAUUCCUGGCUUUCGACACCUGCCGCAUCCUUCACUCUCCUUCGUUUGGCCAUGAGAAGCGCGAUCAGCAGUAGCGCGAGGGCUGCGACCCCGCCGACAACUCCGCCGGCUAUGGCGCCUGCGG